Molecule: messenger RNA, 3685 nt
Organism: Geodia barretti
Lineage: Eukaryota; Metazoa; Porifera; Demospongiae; Tetractinellida; Geodiidae
Source: the annotation of a GenBank genome assembly
AUAAUGGUGCACUAUUUGGAGGUCGAAGGUGAAACAGUGCCAGCAGAGCCUCUCACAACAAAUGUUGACUAGGCACUGCAGGACGAGGCAGAACUGCGACAUUCCCUGGCGCCAGCCAACUGGGCAUACCUCACCAUCAGCGACAGGAACCUCUGCUCCAUUCUCAGUCAGAGCAACACGGCCCUCGAAAUACACACCCUCGCCGCACAGCUCCGACUAACGCUCGACCAAAACAUGACGAAAGUGGCCACUCUGGACCACGCCAUUGCCACGAACAAUUCCGGUCUCCCGUUCGACUGGGUGAAAGAGGCACAACCGAAGCGGCAGAGGGCGAGAGUAGCUCCGAAAGAAAUCAGUGGGAUUUGUCACGACGGCGGCAGCGCGGGUAACAAUGCGAGAUUGAUCAAUAUCGGAGGUGUUGGGUCAAACGCAGGGGCAGUAUCGGAACAGGCAGACGAGAACCAGAUUUUGAAAGCUCUGUCAUCCUCCCCGCAUAUCAUCCUCUGCUGCCCGCAAAACGGUUCGGUUAGCUACGUUCUGUUGAACGGUGCUUCGCUCGGUGGAGGCGUGGGGAAGGGUACGGCGGUUAUGGGGAACGAGCGGGGGAGGGAGGGAGAGAUAAACGAAUCGAAUCAACUCUCCUCUUCAACUGCAGCUUCUGAUCAAGAUUCCGGAAAUUCCGCUGCGUCCAUAUUGGGAAGUUCUUGCAAAGGGGACCGAGGACCAAAGGGAAAGGCCAGAGCCGAUCCUUCAGGCCCUCAGACUGACUACGAUUUGUCAAAGUUUAACAAUUUCGCAAGUCGGUUGACCGAGGUCGACCCUCUCCAGGGGUUCGUUAGUCUAGAAUAUGGUGGGGGUCCCCCCGAACAUUUCCAGGCCCUCCGAGUUCCCCCAGGGGGGCAAAAUUUAGAGGAAGGGGUGGAAGUUAGUGGAUCGAUGUUGGACGGCAUGUCUGGUGUGUUGGCAGAGCAGUUAGUGGGUUCCGGGAAUCAGAUGCCGCCUCACUCUAUAACUCUGAAACCACUUGACAAGGGUUCUUCAAAUGCCUCAUACACACCGCAAAACGCACACCAAACAUUCUCUCUGCCUCCCUAUACUUCACUCCCAGCAGCCACUGCUCAUCGACUGACACUGAGUCACCCAACGACCAUCAGCAGUACUAGCAAUGUUUUGGACGACAGUAUAGAAGGAGGCGAAGGAGAAAUGUUUGACCUUUCGUUGAACUUAGACCCGGAGAGUCUUAGAGAUCUCUUGAGAGUUCCGCUGUCGCCAGAAGUGGGCGUGGCACGGGAGACGGAGGGUGGGAGGCGGAGGGAAGAAACUGCGGCCAACGCGAUGGAAAGUACUUCGACCCUUUCUCCGAUUUCGCAGCUCAUGCAGAGUUUGGUUCCGCCGAUGGGGGUGGGGAGAGAGGGAGCGGGAGAGGGGGAGGAGAACGUAUUUCUGGACGGCUCUUUGCCAAGUGGAGCAAGUCCCAACAGCAGCGGGAUGGAAUCACUCACAGAUACCAGUACUACACCAAAUGCCAGUAAUUCUGAGAAUUACAUUGACAUUCACAGUGCGCAGUCUGGUCCUAUGGACGUUCUUAACACGAGGCUGCCUCGAAACCCGUCCCUCUCGUCUCUACAUGUCUUCCCAGAACAGGGCUCACCAGUGAGCACUUCGUACCAGUGGGAAGAGCUCCUACAUCGACCCAGCGAUACCCUCACACCAUCUGAGACGAUGCGUCAUUCUCAGCAAACGGCCAGCGCUUGCUCUGCCGCACAACCUCGGUCCCAUACUAAUGCUUCCAUGUCCCAUACUGCUACCACGUCGCAUUCCGGUUCUCCUCAGAGUCUGUAUUCCGUUCCAACCUCGGCAUAUCCUCAUCAGCUCUCACCUCUUUCUCUGCCCACAACUAGUACUGUAGGUCUCCCGUUCCUGAGAGAAUUACAACAAGCAUCUGUAAACCGCUCUUCGCCAAGAAGUGGACGUUCGGCUGAUCCACUCAGCUACCCAACAGUUGGCGGUCCCCUCCCACCAAUUUCCUUCCAGGACCCCCUAGACGAGGCCGACCCCUGCGUUUUCUCGGGGGGAUCAAUUCUAAGACCUCUACCAGGGCCUAGUUUUCGCUCUCCUUCUUCCUCUCACUCUCCCUCAUUCAGACCUUCUUCACCUCCUCCCUCCUCCGACAGCAACGAAAAUGGAGUAUCUGCCAUGGACACGUGUUUUCUGCCCGGCCAGCCUUCCCUGUCGCGCAGCGUGAGUCCUCGCUCGCUGUCAAACAUCCCCGAAGGUGUUCCAAUGAGCGUCCUCCUCGACCCCCUCAAUAAACACCUCGUUCAGCAGGGGGCCAUCGGGAAUUUCAUGGACCCCCCGACAGGCCUAUCACUCGCGCCAUCUUCCUCGUACCGAGUCCCGAAAUCCCCGACUCCCUCUUCCCCGAGUAUUGGGUCCGUUUCGGGGCACUCGACCGUCUCCUCGCUUUUCGACCCGGGAGGGGAAUCCCCUUCCGUGCUCGAGUUGUGUGAAUUACUCAGCGAGUCUCCCAACGUUCAGCACCACGACUUCUCAAACAUGACCUUCACUGACACAGAGCAGAAACAGUUGUACAGAGCAAUUCAGAUCAUUCAAAACACAUUUCGGAAGUUCAAGACACAAUGGCAGCAGCUACCGCGAGUCGAGGACAGGCAGAAGUACGCAGCACUCCUGAUUGAGAACUACUACACCAGAUAUCGGCAGUUGAAGCAGCAGCAGGACAGAGCGGCUCGCAGGAUCCAGCACAACUAUCGGAUGUAUCGAAACAGGUCCAGGGAAAUGAAUAGGGCUGCCCUCUUUAUCCAACAGAUGUACAGGUUCCAUCGAAUCAAGAGACAACAACCAGAUGCUAUGUCUACUAUCAGAAGCCCACCGUUUCAACACAUUAUUACCACCCCUGUCACUACCACACAAAAUUAAUCAAGCUACUUUCUCUAUUUGUACGUCACAAACUAACUCAUGGAAUAUUGAAAUCCUAAUACUCGUUGCGCAUGCGUGUGCUGUACGCAAAAUGACCAAGAUAGAGGGGCAAAGAAUAAUGAGUUUGAGAAGUGAAAAGGCAACACAGAGACUGCAUCUUUCGGAGGUGUGGUGGCUUUGAGAAAAGCCGGUUGAGAUAAAAAAGAAAGAAAAAUGAGGCGGCAGUCUAGUAUUCUUGGCUCUGAGAGGAUCCUUUCUUCCCUCCACUGCCAGCUGACUUCUUGGGCAGGAGAACGGCCUGGAUGUUGGGGAGGACGCCUCCCUGGGCGAUGGUGACUCCCUUGAGCAGCUUGUUCAGCUCCUCGUCGUUCCGGAUGGCGAGUUGGAGGUGGCGCGGGUUGAUCCUUUGUUUCUUGUUGUCGCGGGCGGCGUUGCCGGCCAGCUCGAGGAUCUCAGCGGCCAGGUACUCCAUGACGGCUGCCAGGUAGACGGGGGCUCCUGCUCCAACUCGCUCGGCGUAGUUGCCCUGGCGGAGGAGACGGUGGACUCUGCCGACUGGGAACUGAAGACCGGCACGGGCAGAUCGGCUCUUGGCCUUCGCGCGGGCUUUGCCUCCUUUGCCACGUCCAGACAUGAUUGCUGCUUGCUUGGUUCUCGAGAGAGUUCGGUUGAAGAAGCUCGGAAGAGUGUUUGCCGGACGGGUAGCUGCCUUUUUACUUGUGGAAAUCGCCGCCAAAGCUAGCGGGGG